CCGGAGGACGUGCGCACGCUGCCUUUGCGGCUCCUGGCCCCGAGAUGCGCGGCUCCCGGGCCCGUGCCAGCUGCAGACAUCUGUGGAUUUUAAGAACACUAUGGAGCUCAUCAGAGUUUAUCACUGAAGAAUAUGAUGGCUGAAAACAAUUUUAAAAUGCUAAAGAUUCAGCAGUGUGUAGCAGCCAACAAGCUACCCAGAAACAGGCCAUAUAUUUGCAAUAUUUGCUUCAAGCAUUUUGAAACACCAUCAAAAUUAGCUAGGCAUUAUCUCAUUCAUACUGGUCAGAAGCCAUUUGAAUGUGAUGUGUGUCAUAAAACCUUUAGGCAACUAGUUCACCUGGAAAGACAUCAACUAACUCAUAAUCUGCCUUUUAAAUGUAGUAUUUGUCAACGCCACUUUAAGAAUCUGAAGACAUUUGUGAAGCACCAACAGCUUCACGAUGAAACGUACCAGAAUGAUGUUAAGCAGGUCAGAAGACCGUUGGAGGCCAAGCAAGAAAAGCCAGUGUAUGGAAUGUAUCAUACUUUUACCCCAGAGGAGAGAUGGGCAUUACACCCAUGCUCCAAGUCUGAUCCUACAUACAGCCCUUCAAAGAAAAAAAAGGAUAUUCAUGCGUGUACAAUCUGUGGCAAGAUGUUUCCAUCACAGUCAAAACUUGAUAGGCAUGCUCUCAUUCAUACUGGUCAGAGGCCUUUUAAAUGUGUCCUGUGCAGUAAGUCUUUUCGACAGUCAACUCACUUAAAAAUCCACCAACUCACACAUUCAGAAGAAAGACCUUUUCAGUGUUGUUUCUGUCAAAAAGGAUUUAAGAUUCAAAGCAAACUUCUGAAGCAUAAACAAAUCCAUACCAGGAAUAAGACUUUUCAGACUCUUUCAUUAAAGGUGAAGAGUUCAGAAUCAUGCUCCCUGCCUAAUAAAUUAAAUGCAAAGCAGGAUGGCUUUGAAAAUGGUGAUAUAGGUAAAUCUGAAGAGAAUAAUCAGCUUGAUGUCCACUCUGUUUAUAUUGUCCCUUUUCAAUGUCCUGAGUGUGAAGAAUGUUUUGAAUCAGAGCAGAUUCUCAAUGGACACAAGUGUUUUCCUGCCAGAAGUGGCAAAAUUCCAAGCAAGCUCAAAAGAAGCUGCAACUAUAAAACCAUUGUUAAAAAAAUCUUAGCUAAGCUUAAACGUGCUGGGGGUAAGAAAUUAGAUAAUUUUCGAUCUGAUAAAAAAGUAUUUAAAAACACUUUCAUGAAAAAUUGUGAUCUUAUUUCUGGUGAGCAGAGGCCUGAACAAACCCAGAGAACAUGUCUGAGUUCUCUUGGCAAGCAUGGAACAUAUAAGACAGUUGGCAAUAAAAAGAAAACAUUGACUUUGCCGUUUUCUUGGCAAAAGCACUGCCAGAGCCAACAUAUGGGGAAAAACGUAAAAGGUAUUCUUACACCAGAAAGCAUGUUAAGUAUGGAUAAUCCUAUGCAUAAAAAAGACAUAUCUAUCUAUGGUUCAUCAGGUGAGGAAUUCUUUGAAAACUGUCAAGUGCUCCAGUGUGGCUUUUCAGUUCCAAGUGGAAACAUACAUACUGGACAUAAGAUGUGUCCUUGUGACAAAUGUGAGAAAGUGUUUCCUUCUGUGUCUAAACUACAAAGACACUAUUUAAUUCAUACUGGACAGAGGCCUUUUGGCUGCAAUGUUUGUGGGAAGUCUUUUAGACAGUCAGCUCACUUGAAAAGACAUAAACUAACUCAUAUUGAUAAGCUUCCCUAUAGAAAAUCUCUUUGCCAAGUAGAAUUGGAAAAUUUGAACAAACUUUUCUUUCACCAGGGUGAUAAUGUUAGCUACAGUGCUUCCCAACAAUGUCAGACUCUUGGUUUUCAAAAAUACAAGGUCUCAGAGUCAGAUCAAAUGUCAGAAAUAAAAGUUAAGGCAGAAUCAGAGGACUUCAUUCCUGGUGCCCCCUGUAGGAACAGAGAGCCCUGUCUGUCUAGCAUACUUCUGGAAUCAGAGCAGAGCCGUCAUAGUCGUCACUGUAGUUAUUCAGGGCGUGCCGAGAGGAAUGAUGGCCUUCUUUACCAAUGCAGUGUGUGUUCUAAAAGUUUUAGAUCCCCGUCUAAACUGGAAAGACACUAUUUAAUUCAUGCAGGGCAGAAACCAUUUGAAUGCUCAGUUUGUGGCAAAACGUUCAGACAGGCUCCUCACUGGAAGAGACAUCAACUUACUCACUUUAAGGAAUGACCACAAGAGAAAAUGGGUAUCCUAAAUUCAGUUAUGAAACUGACAGAACCACUGAUAGUUUGUGGUGUCUCUGGCGACCUUGUUCUUUAGCCUGUAUCAUUUAAAAUGUAUUUUUAUCAAAAGGCCUGCAUUAGAUUGAAUUAUUUCAUAAGCAGUUGCUUGUCCUGCAUACAGAGAGGUAAGAUACAUAGACAUUUAAUACAGUGUUUUAGGAGCAGCUGAAUUAAUUUUUAGAGGGAAAAAUAUGAUUUGAUGUCAGAAAGCAAGCAUUUUAACAUAUUUUGGCUGUAUUGAAAAUGUUGUAAAUCUAUGGCAUGGUACAAAUAAUUCAGCCUAAUUUUUGAAGGAAUUAUUCCUUAAGACAUGAUCUCUUUUUAUAUAUACUCAAAAGACAGGCAAAAAUUGGUUUUCAGCUGCAGCAGACAGCAUGACUAGAUUUCAUUUAUUUCAUAGAUUUUAGGUCUAUGGUUCAAAUUCCAUCGGGAAAUUUUUUUCUUAAAAGCUAAAAAAUAUAAAGCCAAUAAAGGUGAAGGUAGAUGAGAAAAUAAAAACAUUAUUUUUGUUGGUCUUUUCCAAGCUUUUUUCUUAGGACUCUGGUAACUUCACAUCCUGUUCUAUGGGUGAUUGGGUUUUUGUUUGUUUGUUUGUUUGUUUUGCUCAGCCUGCUGUUGUCUCCCUCCAAAAUUUAAAAGGAAGAAAGAGCCUAGUAUGUACCUCUGUACAUUUACCAUGUUUACUCAUUAAAUAGUGUUCAAGUGCCAUAAUGUUUUUGUUGAUAUGAAUGUAGUGUCACCUUUUCAGAGGAAUGAAUGUAAUUCAUCUACAUACUUUUUCAUAAUUGAUAGCAGUAGACUUAAGGCUCACUUGUAGAUUCCAUCUCCACAAGACUUUUACUUUAGUAAAUUUUCUUUUAAUACCUCUUUAAUUGAGUGAUUCUAUAACUUAACUAAAUCUAUUAAAUUUAAUCAAAUGGCAGUGACUAGAUCUAGUUUUUAUUCCUGUUUUUUGCAAGGUUCUAAUGCUAAACAAUGUUAUUUUGAUCAUUAAUGAAUUGUUAUUUUAAUUGUUAAAAUAAUCUUGUACAGAAAUAAGAUCUUUAUGGAAUUGAGAGUGUCAUUCUAAACAGUUCUGUCAUGAUUUGAGAAAUAUUUAAUCAAAUUGUGAAAGAGUUAUAAUCACACAUUGUCCUUCAUAUUUGCCAUUUUAAAUAAAAAUCCUUCAGUCCGUUCA
Odocoileus virginianus texanus is the source of this 3441-nucleotide messenger RNA. It is a transcript of the gene ZNF770, whose product is annotated as zinc finger protein 770. NCBI's taxonomy places the organism in Eukaryota, Metazoa, Chordata, Mammalia, Artiodactyla, Cervidae. The record is from RefSeq and is a predicted model, not a curated record.